This is a messenger RNA of Entamoeba invadens IP1, 1770 nucleotides long. RefSeq names its product protein kinase domain containing protein. Gene Ontology annotation, cellular component: cytoplasm. Gene Ontology annotation, biological process: protein phosphorylation. The transcript has a single exon. The record is from RefSeq and is a predicted model, not a curated record. Gene Ontology annotation, molecular function: protein serine/threonine kinase activity; protein binding; ATP binding. NCBI's taxonomy places the organism in Eukaryota, Evosea, Mastigamoebida, Endamoebidae. The annotation marks the transcript as partial.
UGUACACAGGCAUGUACCCAAGCGUGUACGCACCAAUGCACACAACAAUGUACGCAACUUGAUGCCCCAACGCAAGUCGCGACAUUCACACAAACAAAUUGGGGAACGCUGUCCGUCGAAGAGAACGGGUUCCGGCAAGUGAUUGAGUUAGUGAAUGCGGAGUAUUGCAUUGUCCGCAAGCCGAAGUCCUUAGAACCAAAUGACAAUUCGAUAGUAUUAACCAAUCAAGUGUGUAGCUCCAAACAUGGAAGACUCACAUUUGAAGAUGGCGACAUUUAUUUUGAAGAUUAUUCGACCAAUGGGACAUUAUUAGACGAUGACGCCCACAAACAUGACCAAAUUAAAAAGGAAAAAGUAUUGAUUCAUCUUCCAGCGACGUUAACAAUAGGAAGUACAACGCAGUCGAUCAUUUCGAUCACCAGUGAAGUGACGAAAUUUAGUAAUGACUAUUCCCUCUUGAAGAAUUUGGGAAGAGGCGCAACAGCAACGGUCCACUUAUUCAAGCGCAAAUUUGGGGAUAUGGGGGAGGUUGCCGUCAAAGUCAUUGACAAAAAGAAUAUCAAAGCGACUAAAGAGACGAUGAAGGACAUUUUAGCCGAAGCGGAGAAUCUGUGUAAGUUGCAACAUAAGAAUAUCGUUCAAAUCUAUAAUGUGUAUUACUUUGAUUAUUAUGUAUACAUGGUGAUGGAGUAUAUUGGCGGGGGGUCACUUGAUUCGCGUAUCAAUUUGGCACACAAGACUUUAAAUUCGGACGUUUUGAUGUAUCCCUUAAUCGACGAAAACUUCAUUAAAAAGGUCUUUGGGCAGAUUAUGUGUGCGUUGGCUUAUGUCCAUAAGAAUCACUUCAUUCAUCGCGACAUUAAACCUGAAAAUGUGUUACUAACGUUAAACGGCGAUGCGAAAUUGGCUGAUUUUGGUGUUGCGAAACGAAUGACUGAAGACAAGUGUUGUACAUUUGUUGGGACGUUGGGAUAUUUAGCGCCGGAGAUACGAGCGAGUAAAGAGUAUGACUGCUCGUCGGACAUUUGGAGUUGCGGUGUCAUGUUAUUUAACAUGUGCUGUUCGAAGGAGUUUGAGAGGUGUUAUGAUGAGAGAGCAGUGAACAAAAUUGCGUUUCCAAAAGAAAUGCCGAUGCAACUGAUUUACUUAGUGGGGAGUAUGUUACAGAUCAAUCCAAAUGCACGACCGACAGCAACACAAAUUGAGAAUUAUGAGUGGCUUAGGGGAUAUGUCGAGCCCGAAGCAGAGAAUGAGUCAGUGUAUGACUAUUCGAAAAGAGUACAUAUGGAAGAAGAGACCCAAGCAACACAAAGAGACAAUUUUGGUGCAGAUUUGAUGUUUUCGAAUCCAUUCAAUUCGUUUAAUAUUAACACAGAAGACUUCUUAGGAAAGAAGACGGACAGACUGAGCGACGAAUUUCAGAAACCAAAGACACGAAACUCUGAUGUGAAGAAACCAAAGAAGAGUGAGAAGAAGAGAAACUGUGUUGUGGGGGAGGCGGGGAAGAGAUACCCAGUAAUAACACUUCCAGAGAAAAGAAAGUCGAACGGAAGUCUUCGAGCACUUAUGACACCAAAAAGCCCAGAAAGUGCGGGAAGUGGGAAAACAGUCAUCGAUCAUUUCACUCCUCCACAGAAGAAGAUGGAAGAAUUGAUGGAAGAGGAAAUCAGUUUGGGGAGUGUGAGUUGUCUAAGGGAUAAUGUCGACGAAAUGGGAUUUGGUGAUACCAAGUUUCCUCGAAGACUCUCUGCGUUUGGGUUGUUAAUGUGA